AUGACGGCGACUUUGCAGGAUGGCGGGCUUGCCCGGCCCGGGGGACUGGCAGAAGAGGCACCUGCAUUCUCUGUCGAGGUCCCGCGCGCCAACCUGAUCCACGCCGAGAUCCUCGCCGUCACGUCAGCGAUGCGCAAGAACCAGCGCUGGGCGUCUGCGGCGGCAUUCACGCCUUACCCUCUCCUCGCUUCGCACCGACUGAACGGCUCGGAAGGCGUGGGAGGCAGCGGCGUGAGCCAGGCGGGUUCGCUCUUCAAGGGGAGGUCGGGGGACUCGCAGUCGCGGAGAAGAGACGAGUCGCUCGGGCUCAUGGAGGGAUUCGCGGUGCUCAAGAUGCGCUUGCGAGACAUGGCUGACACGGACGAGGUCGACGCCGCUGCCCUCCUACAACCCUUCCUCGAGGUCGUCCGCUCGCCAGAAACGUCUGGACCUAUUACCGCAACCGCCCUCUCCUCCAUCGACAAGUUCAUCAGCUUCUCCGUCCUCACACCGUCGUCGCCCAACCUCGCAAUCGCCAUGGCGCAGCUCUCGUCUGCCGGAACGCACUGCAAGUUCGAGGCGAGCGACUCGGUCUCGGACGAGGUCGUCCUCCUCAAGAUCCUCGACGUCCUGCGGAACUGCUUGACGGGCAGGCUUGGGCAAGUCCUGAGCGACGAGAGCGUGUGCGAGAUGAUGGAGACUGGGUUGAGCAUGUGCUGCCAGAUGCGGCUCAGCGAGAUGCUUCGUCGGUCAGCGGAACGGACGAUGCAAGCCAUGGUCGCGGCGGUCUUCUCUCGACUCCGCUACAUCCCGGCAGAAGACGACGAGGCUGCUCCGGACGGCGCGAACGUCUCGUCGAACGCGUCGAUGUACGAGGUCUCGGCGGAUCAGUCUGCACCUGGAGGUCCGAAGAUGGCGGCGCCUGAUCCGAGGAGCGCCAAGAUUCCCGCUGCUGGACCUGCGACGCCGACGAGCGCGCCGCCACAUGCGGAGGCGGGACGCGGGGUGGAGGACGGGAUGAGCAGGGCAGACGGAGAACCGGUCGACGAAGAGCUUGAGAUCGCUCCCUUUGGUCUCGCUUCGAUUCAGGAACUCCUUCGCGUCCUCAUCUCCCUCCUCAACCCUCACGACCAGCAACAUACGGAUACGAUGCGCCUAAUGGCCCUCGGGCUGCUCAACAUCGCGUUCGAAGUCGGCGGCCGGAGCAUCGGCAAGUUCCCGACCCUCCGGAUGAUGGUGGCAGACCACCUCUGCAAGCACCUCUUCCAGCUCGCCCGUUCAGACCACCCUCAGAUCCUCUCGACUUCCCUCCGCGUCAUCACCAACAUCUUCGACACCAUGCGAUCACACCUCAAGCUCCAGCAGGAGCUCUUCCUCUCGUUCCUCCUCGACCGCCUCAUCCUGCCCAACGCACCGCCAAACGUCCGUAAGGCAGACCUCGAGACCGAGCUCGACCGGGCCACGUGGGCGCAGGACUCGACAGACUCGACAGCCUCCGCUCGGCCGUCGACCCCUCUCUCAGCCUCCGUCCGCGAGAAGGACCGCGAUCGAGCCGGACCUAGCGCAGAGUCUCGCGCGCUCAUGCUCGAGAUCCUCGGCCACUUUGUUCGCGGCAAGUACUCGAUGGUCGACCUCUGGGUCAACUACGACUGCAACAUCGAGGGAGAGGACCUGUACGAGCGGCUGGUCAAGUUCCUUAGUCGCGGCGUUUACCCGCAAGCGCAUGGAUCCUCGUACCAGCAGGACAGCUCGCAGAUGGUGUGCCUCGACACGCUGCUUGAUCUCGUCGCGCACAUGGCUGCUCGUCUCGACGAGCCCGACGCUUCGCUGCCGGCUGGUCUGGCGGACGAGGUGGCCAAGUCGAAGGCGAACAAGCGGAUACUCCUCGAAGGUGCCGCAGCGUUCAAUCUCAAGCCCAAGGUCGGCCUCAAGUUCCUCGAAGAGCACGGCAUCAUCUACAACGAUGCAUCGAUGCCUCGAGCCGAAAGUCUCGCACGCUUCUUCAAGACGACGCCGAGGCUCGACAAGCGCUUGCUCGGCGACUUCAUCUCGCGACCGGACCAGCUGGACGUGCUGCGCGCGUUCAUGCAUCUCAUGGACUUUGAAGGCAAGAUCAUCUGCGACGCGAUGCGCGAGCUGCUGGAGGCUUUCCGCUUGCCAGGCGAGUCGCAGCAGAUCAACCGCAUCGCCGAGACCUUCGCGGAAGUCUACUUCGCCACCCAGCCUCCCGAGAUCAAAUCGCAAGACGCGACCUACGUCCUCGCUUACUCAGUGAUCAUGCUCAAUACCGACCUUCACAGCCCGCAAGUCCGAAAACGCAUGGACCUUGAGGCCUACUCGCGCAAUCUUCGCGGCGUCAACGACAACGAGAACUUCGACCCCGAGUACCUCCGAUCCAUUUACGAGUCAAUCCGCAAGCGGGAGAUCGUCUUGCCCGAGGAGCACCAGAACCAGGUCGGCUUCGAGUACGGCUGGAAGGAGCUGCUCCGGAGGUCGCGGCGAAACGGCCCGCUCACCUCGAACCCGACCAACGCCUUCGACCGCGGCAUGUUCGCCAUCGCGUGGAAGCCCGUCGUCUCCGCGACAUGCUACGCCUUCGCCUCCUUCCGUGACGACUACAUGAUCCAACGCGCGAUCGGCAGUAUCAAUCACUGCGCCGCCCUCGCCGCGCGCUUCGAUAUGCCCGAGGUUUUCGACUUCCUCAUCGUUUCCCUCAGCCGGGUCAGCGGACUCGUCCAGGCUCCAGCCGAGGCGAGCGAGGUCGGCAAGUUCCCCGUCGUCGAUGUCGAGGGACAGAAAAUUACCGUCAGCCCGCUCGCCGUGCGCUUCGGCAUGAACGUCAAGGCCCAGCUCGCCGCCGUCGUCCUCUUCGCCAUCGCCAACAACAACGGCCGCUCGAUCCGCAAAGGCUGGUCGCAGAUUUUUGAGAUCUAUCAGACGCUGUUCACCCAUUCGCUCUUGCCGCCGUCGAUGCUCAUGAUGGAAGACUUCCUCUCCGGCACGUCCGCCAUCCCGCUCAAGCCGAAGAUGGCUCCUACGCCUCGCGAAGAACGACGCGGCGAUGGCGGUCUUCUCUCGACCCUGUCAUCGUACCUGCUCUCGCCAUACGGGCCGAGCGGGGACAUGGCGGGCACCGACUUUACGGACGACGAUGUCGAGACUACCCUUUCAGCCGUCGACUGCAUCGCCUCGUGUCACGUCGACGAGCUCUAUUCGCAGAUCUUCGACCUCAAGGGAGACGCCCUCGUCGCGCCCGUUCAGAUCCUCUUCGACCUCGUCCACCGCAUCACGAUCGACCGGGUUCGCAGUCGUUCCGGCUCCGGCUCCGUCCCCAAUUCGCCGCAAAUCAACAUCAACGCCUCGCGUGUGCAGCUCCCGUACGACCCGGCUGCCGUUCUCCUCCUCGAGAUUGCCACGAGCAUCGUUGCUCGCUCGCAGGAUUACUUGACAGAGCUCUGGCCCACGACGUUCGACUUCCUCUCCCGCCUGAUCGGCCACGCCAACUCGUUCAGCAGCCUCUUCAACGAGCGUGUCGUCGCCGCUCUUCUGCGCUUGAUCGCAGAAGUGAUCAAGAUUGACGAGCUGCGUGACUCGUGCUUCCUCGCGCUCGACACACUCCGGUCCAUGUCGCCGCCGGUUCUAAGCAGCGUUGCGGAGCCGUUGAUGGCUGGCCUCUCUCGCGUGUUCCUCGAGAACGCUGCACGAGUGCACUCGACGACCGAGUGGAACCUCCUCUUCGCCCUCUUCUCCGCGACUGCCCAGCAGGAAGAGGCGGCGAAGAUCUCGAUGGACCUCAUUCGGCAGCUCGCGUCCGGCCAACUUGGGACGAGCCUGCACGCCGACAACUACGCCGCCUUCCUCCAGACUCUUGCCGGUUUCGCGCACGUCGCCCCAUCGAACAAGGCGUCUGACAACGCCAACGACGAGGCAACUCUGGCUCGCGGACUGCAGAUUGUCGACGUCCUCCGCGAAGUCCAGGCGUCUAUUCCGAACUUGAUCUCGACGUCGAACCUCUCGCCCGCACGAGCGUGGGAGGCGGCCUGGAUCCCCCUUCUCUCCGCCUACGCCCAGCUCUGCCUCAACCCGGCCCGCGAGCUCCGUCAAAGCGCCAUCACCAGCCUGCAGCGAACGCUUCUCGCGCCCGAGAUCCUCCAGAAUGACGACGUCGACCUCACCAUCAUUUUCGAGCGCGUCUUCUUCCCCUUGCUCGAGGAGCUGCUCAAGCCGCAAGUGUUCCGCCGCGACCCGGAAGGCAUGGGCGAGACUCGCUUGCGCGCGUCGGCGCUGCUGUGCAAGAUCUUCCUGCAGUACCUGACGCAGUUGUCGGAGCGCCAAGGGAUGCAGACGAUGACGGAGUUGUGGCUCAAGAUUCUCGGGUACCAGGACCGGUUCAUGCACAGCGGCCGGCGCGACCAGAUGUACGAGGCCGUGCCCGAGCUCCUCAAGAAUGUCCUACUCGUCAUGAACGCGUCGGGAUUCCUCCUCCCGCCGUACGCCGAGGGUCGCACCGAGGCGCAGGCUCGCCUCUUCGACCUCACCUUCAACCGCAUCGAGCCGUUCCUCCCCGAGUUGCAGCGCGAACUCUUCCCUCCUCCGCGCGUUCCCGUACCUUUCAGCACCACUUCCUCCAACCACCCGCCCGCACCUGCACCACCCCAGCCCGCACCCGCACCUCCUCCCAUCUCGCGCCCAAACCCCGCCGACACGCAACCGCAAGAGCCGCAAGGGCAAGACGCGUACUCUUCUGCGCAGACUGUAGACAUGUUUGGUCCGUAG
Messenger RNA from Rhodotorula toruloides NP11, 4755 nucleotides. Its product is annotated as SEC8-like domain containing protein. Bases 1 to 4755 code for a protein of 1584 amino acids. NCBI's taxonomy places the organism in Eukaryota, Fungi, Basidiomycota, Microbotryomycetes, Sporidiobolales, Sporidiobolaceae. The transcript is spliced from 18 exons. Gene Ontology annotation, molecular function: guanyl-nucleotide exchange factor activity. The record is from RefSeq and is a predicted model, not a curated record. Gene Ontology annotation, biological process: regulation of ARF protein signal transduction.